Messenger RNA from Hibiscus syriacus, 477 nucleotides. RefSeq lists its product as uncharacterized. The record is from RefSeq and is a predicted model, not a curated record. The transcript has 4 exons. The coding region runs from base 1 to 477 and encodes 158 amino acids. Lineage: Eukaryota; Viridiplantae; Streptophyta; Magnoliopsida; Malvales; Malvaceae.
AUGGGAGAGCCACUCAAAGUCAAGCGAGAUAAUGUCAGCAUUGUGGGAAAAAUCAUUUUGGAACAUGUCGAAUGGCUUCUGGAGUCUGUUUCCGAUGUGGAAAUGCCAGACAUUUUAUCUGGGAUUAUUGAAAAAGUAGAUACAAGAGUUAAAGAGAAAGGGUUAGAUGAGAUUCCGAUAGUCAGAGAAUUUCCUGAUGUGUUCCCUGCUGAGUUGCCAAGAUUACCUCCAGAUAGAGAGGAGAAAGAUAUUCCAAAGACGGCAUUUAGAAUGAGGUAUGGUCACUAUGAGUUCAUUGUGAUACCAUUUGGAGUGACAAAUGCAGCUUCUGCUUUCAUGGACCUCAUGAACAUGAUUUUUCAGCCCUAUUUGGACCAGUUUGUUGUUGUCUUUAUCGAUGAAAUACUAGUGUAUUUGAAAUCCAAUAAAGAGCAUAGCGUACAUCUGAGGAUAGUUUUACAAAUUCUCAAGGAUUAG